UUCUGUCAUUGCCUCGACGGAGAACUUGGCACUGAACGACAGACGUCCGAUUGAAUCAGGCAUGGAGUUCGCUUCAGUUUAAUCCGCAGUGGAGUGGAGGAACUGUAUUAGCCUCUUCCUUUGGCUUCUUAGGGUUGCACAGGAGGAGACCUCGCCAUGGUUCUCGCACUUGAUUUACAGGAAUUUAUUCUCCGGGCAAGAGUGUUGAAACUGUAUAGGCAGGCUUUAAGAACUACUCGCAAAGCUCCUGUUCACGCUCGAGAAGAACUGAGGCAUACGAUCAGACAAGAAAUGGAAAACAACCGCAGCUGCAGUGAUAGACAGAAGGUUAGAUUUCUGCUCAGUGAAGGAAUAGAGAGAUUAAAGCGUUUAGAUGAGAUGUUGGAUAUGCAGGGCCAUUCAUAAAGAGAGUUUUUAAGUUAAAUGUUUUUCAUCAUCUUCCUCCUCAAUCACUAACUGUUCGCUAUUGGGAUGAAGGGUCGUUUUAAAUUUCUGCUACUUUUGUAUUGUAUGAUGAUGAGAGUGAAGUCCAAUAUUUGGUUAAUGUUAUGAUCUUAUCAUAAUUUUCCAUCA
Cucurbita pepo subsp. pepo (vegetable marrow) is the source of this 573-nucleotide messenger RNA. NCBI's taxonomy places the organism in Eukaryota, Viridiplantae, Streptophyta, Magnoliopsida, Cucurbitales, Cucurbitaceae. The record is from RefSeq and is a predicted model, not a curated record.